Molecule: messenger RNA, 1963 nt
Organism: Strigops habroptila (Kakapo)
Lineage: Eukaryota; Metazoa; Chordata; Aves; Psittaciformes; Psittacidae
Gene: TFG
Product: trafficking from ER to golgi regulator
Exons: 10
Coding region: 352-1563 (403 amino acids)
Biological process (GO): endoplasmic reticulum to Golgi vesicle-mediated transport; COPII vesicle coat assembly
Cellular component (GO): endoplasmic reticulum exit site
Molecular function (GO): identical protein binding
Source: RefSeq, a predicted model, not a curated record
ACUGGCCGCUGGAGUGCGCAUGCGGGCGGCUCGCGCAGGCCCGGCAGUUGCAGCCGUCGCUCCAGCCCCUUCUGUCCUCUGCCACGUACGGGCGGCGGCGGCGGCGGCGGCCGCGCCCGGGCUCCGACUCGGACUGGGCCGGGGCAGGGGUCGUCCACCGGCGGGACCGCGGAGAAACCAGACUUCCUGUUUUCUGGCACUGACAGUGCAUGGCGGCUUAUUCUGACUCAGUUCCGAAGUGAGGUGGAAAAUCUGUCCAAUAAUCCAGUAUCAGUAAGACAGACAAGAUCUAUUGUUUUGGCCCUGUCCAAAACAGUGAAGAAAGAAGCGGACAUUUGACUAGCUAUCUAGAUGUCUGCAGGCGAUAAGGAAUUCACCAUGAAUGGGCAGCUGGAUUUAAGUGGGAAGCUGAUCAUCAAAGCUCAGCUUGGGGAAGAUAUUAGGAGAAUUCCUAUUCAUAAUGAAGAUAUCACCUAUGAUGAAUUGGUGCUAAUGAUGCAGAGAGUUUUUAGAGGAAAACUUCUGAGCAAUGAUGAAGUCACAAUAAAAUACAAAGAUGAAGAUGGAGAUCUUAUAACAAUUUUUGAUAGCUCAGAUCUUUCCUUUGCAAUUCAAUGCAGUAGGAUACUUAAGCUGACAUUGUUUGUGAAUGGACAGCCAAGACCCUUAGAAUCUAAUCAGGUGAAAUACCUGCGUCGAGAGCUGAUAGAACUUCGCAAUAAAGUCAAUCGUUUACUGGACUGUUUAGAACCACCAGCUGAACCAGGGCUUUCCACUAACCUGCCUGACAGUGAUGCUGUAGAUGGGAGGGAAGACAAGCCUACUGCUGCUGAUUCUAGUGUUAAGCCAUCUACUCAAGUCAUAGCAGCAAGCAUGUCUGCAUUUGAUCCACUGAAGAACCAGGAUGAAAUCAGCAAGAAUGUCAUGUCAGCGUUUGGCUUAACAGAUGAUCAGGUGUCAGGACCACCCAGUGCCCCUGCAGAAGAGCGAUCAGGAACACCGGACAGCAUCGCUUCCUCCUCUUCUGCAGCCCACCCGCCUGGGGUUCAGGCACAGCAGCCAGCCUACCCUGGCACACAGCCACAGACUGGUCAGGUGGAAGGUCAGAUGUAUCAGCAGUACCAACAGCCUGGUUACCCUGCUCAGCAGCCGCAGGCUCAGCCUCAGCAGCAGUACGGUAUGCAGUACCCAGCAGGCUACAGCCAGCAGCAGCCCCCCUCGCAGCAAGCCCAGCAGUUCCCGGCCUACACCCAGCCCGCGGCCCCGGCCCCGGCUCCGGCCCCGGCCGCUGCCGCCUUCCCGGGCCCGGCGCAGCAGGUGCCGGCGGCGGCGCCGGCGGCGCAGUUCGCGGGGGGCAGUUACCCGCCGCAGGCCUACGGCUCCGCGCCGCCCGCACAGCCCGGGCCUUACGGAGGCGGCGGCCCCGGCGCCCAGGCGGCGGCCGGCACCUACCAGCCGCGGCCCGGCUUCAGCCCCUCGCCCAGCGGGCCCAACCCCUAUGCCCGCAGCCGGCCGCCCUUUGGCCCCCAGGGCUAUGCCCAGCCUGGACCUGGCUACCGGUAAGGAGGUGCCGGCCUGGGCACCUGCGACUCCAUCCCGAGGGACUCCAGGCAUUUUAACUGAGGUUCCAAAACUGUAACAAGGCAAAACUGUAGCUGUUAAUUCAGUUCUGCUGGGGGAGGGGAACGACUGAACCAAUCUUUCCUGCUUCAAAUUGUACCUGCUUCCUUGUUUAAUUUGGGGCUGGGUGGUUUUGGGGAAACACUGCCUAAGUGUCUGUAAAGUGAUUGACAUUCUAGCUUGCCUUGUUUGAAGGACAGGAACUGUAGCCCACUUACCAGGCUUGGUUUUACUAAUACCAUGAUGUACUAAAUUAGAUUCAUUCUGGAGGUAAAACUAGAUAUGAUGUAUUAUAAGUUGUAAUGCUCACAUGGAAGACUAAUAAAACCCCUGAAUCUAUUAA